Messenger RNA from Oppia nitens, 2074 nucleotides. RefSeq lists its product as uncharacterized. The record is from RefSeq and is a predicted model, not a curated record. The transcript is spliced from 2 exons. Bases 110 to 2035 code for a protein of 641 amino acids. Lineage: Eukaryota; Metazoa; Arthropoda; Arachnida; Sarcoptiformes; Oppiidae.
AAAAAUUAAUAAUAAUUUUUAGUUUACUUUAAGUAUUUGUUUCAAUAAUUUAAUUAUUAUUAUUUUAGUAUUACUAAAAAAAUAAGUCUAAAAAAAUCAAACAACAAUUAUGUUUAGAUUAAACAUAAUAUUUCUAAUUGUUUUUACAUUGUUUGUAAUUACAAACAAUAUCAAUGGUUUAGAUGUUCAGAAAAAUGAUGCCAUUGUCAGCAACAACAACAACAACAACAACAACAACAACAACAACGAUGACGAGGAUAGCGUUGAUUUGAAUAGAAAAUACAAACUACUGGUCAAAGUUUUUUCGCAAAUACUUAAAAAACAAAAUGGCGGACAACGUUUAGAUAGAAAACUAAAAUCUAGUGGUACUACUACUACUACUACUAGUAAUAAUAAUAAUAAUGUAGCAUACGUUACUGGUAACAACAAUAAUGAUAAUAAUAAUAAUAAAGUGAUAACUAUGACAAAAGGAGAACUAAAUAGAUUAUUAGGAAUACAUGAUAAUAAUCAAAAUGGCGGUAAAACUGGUAAUGGUGGUAGUGGUGGUAAAAAUAAUGAUGAUUCAAAAUUUACUAUUACCGUGGCCGAUUUAGAAAGAUUACUACAGUCACAAUCUAAUAGAAAACAAAAUGGCAGUAUCUAUUAUAUAGAAGAAGAUGAUAAAGUGUAUAGAACCACACAAAUAAUAGAAACACCUGUAGAUAAAGUACCUGUAGUUGGAGGUGCCAUUUAUCUUACUAAUGGUGGUGCUGCUAUAGGUAGUGUUGGUGGUGGUGCUGGUGGUUGGGGUGCUUAUCCAGUCAGUAAUGCUAAUGUUCAUAUUAAUGGUGGUGCUAAUAUAGGUAGUGGUGGUGGUGGUGCUACUAUUAGGGCUGGUGAUGGUGGUGGUUGGAAUCCUAGUAAUACAGUUGUUGGUGGCUUGGGUGCUUAUCCAGUCAAUAAUGGUGGUCCUAAUAUAGGUAGUGGCGGUGGUGGUGGUUGGGGUGCUUAUCUAGUCAAUAAUGGUGGUGCUAGUAUAGUUAGUGGUGGUGGUGGUGGUGCUGCUGCUGUUAGGGCUGGUGAUGAUGGAAAAGUAGAUGGUGGUGCUGUUGAUAAUAAUCGUGGUGAAGGUAUUGGUGAUAAAAAGUUUAAUCAACUAGUAGAUUAUGUUGAACGAAAUAAUAAGGCCAAUAAUAAUAAUAAUAAUAAUCAAGGAAACGUUUAUAGUUCUAGUUAUAUAAUAAAUAGCGGCUCUGGUAGUAGCAGUAAAAGUAAUAGUAAUUUGAUAACUAUUACAAAAGGACAACUAAAAAAAUUACUAGGUGGCCAAGAUAAUCAAAAUGGCGGUCAAAGUAGUGGUGGUCAAGAUAAUGAUGAUGAUAAAAAAGAAAUAACUAUUACCAAGGAUCAAUUACAUAGAUUAAUACAGUCGCAAGUUUCUAGUAAACAAAAUGGUGGUAGCGAUAAUAAAGUGGUAAAUCUAUUACCAUUACCUUUAGAUGAAACCAUUACCGGUGUUGUUGGUGUUGGUGGUGUUGGUGGUGUUGGUGGUCUUACUGGUGUUGGUGGUGGUUAUGGUGUUCAUGGUCUAAAUGAUAAUGGUAAUGUUGGUGCUAAUGGUGCUCAAUUAGGUGAUGGUAAUCGUGGUGGUAGUAGUGAUAAGGUUCAUAUUAUUAAUGUUAGCGGUGAAGGUAAUGGUCGUGUAAAAGUACACCAACUAGGAAAUAUAGCUAAACAAAUUGAUAGUCAAAAUGGCGGUCAAAAAGAUAAUGGUAAUGUUCGUGCUAAUGAUGGUGAUAUAGGUGCUACUGCUGCUGCUAAUGAUGAUGAUGAUGGUAAAAAUAGUGGUGGUAGUGGUAGUGGUGAUGAUAGUUAUGAAAUUAUUAAUGCUACCGGUGGACGUAAUGGUAUUCUAAAUAUGGACCAACUACAAAAUCUAUAUGGUCAAAUUCAAAAGCAAAAUGGCGGACAAAAUGGCAGACAAAAUGGCGGACAAAAUGGUGGACAAUCAUAUACAGUUGGCGAUAAUUUAGUAUAUGUUAAAAAACUUCAAUAAUAAUCAAUAAUAAUCUAUUGAUAUAUAAAUAUAUAUAAA